This is a messenger RNA of Patiria miniata (bat star), 2865 nucleotides long. Its product is annotated as polyamine oxidase 7-like. The record is from RefSeq and is a predicted model, not a curated record. Gene Ontology annotation, molecular function: oxidoreductase activity. Lineage: Eukaryota; Metazoa; Echinodermata; Asteroidea; Valvatida; Asterinidae. The transcript has a single exon. The coding region runs from base 210 to 1742 and encodes 510 amino acids.
GAAUGUGUUUUCAGUGUGAAUAAAACUAAACGACAAUUGACUCACACAAGUUUACUUCACUCCAUCAAUGUACAAUGAAGGUCUGGUAUUGCAAUACAUGCGGUCACCCAACCUUACAUGUACAUGCGUGGGCAGCAAGUGGACGUCUUUGUGGCCGUAGAUGUGUUUUAAGGAGUAUACUUCAGUAGCAUUGCAGUUCACAUACCAAAAUGACGAAGGUCGCAGUUUUCCUAUCGCUUUGCUUUGUUGCUGUGAAACUGGGGUUGGCUCAAAACUACGAUGAUAACCGUGCUAAGGUUCUGAUCAUCGGCGGAGGUGCGGCAGGCUUGCAAGCCGCCAAGGAGUUCCACGACCAAGGUAUGGAUGAUUUGAUCAUUAUCGAAGCUGCUGAUUUCUUCGGUGGGCGAGUCCACGAUGUUACCUUCGCUGGAGUGCAGGUUGAGGCUGGGGCUAACUGGGCCCAGCCCCCGGGGACCGAAAUCAUCGACUGGGUCAAGAGACUCUCCAUCCAGUACCACGAAUCAGACUUCGACUCUGUCAUCAUCCGCAACGAGACCGGGCACGAUGUGAGCGAAGAAGCUGAUCCGAUCUGGGAAGAUAUGGAACACGCCUUGGAACGAUUGGAGGAGAUCGGUAGCGAGUUAAACGAAGAGUGUCGCAAAGACAUGUCCCUUCGAGCCGCCCUUCGUCUAGCCGGCUGGAAACCCACAACACCAAUCCAUAAAUCCAUCGAAUUCUUCGACUUUGAUUUCGAGUGGGCAGAUAUCCCGGCCGUCACCUCCCUCAAAUCUACUACUCCUAUCCAGACAAUCUCUGCCACAGGUGGCAACUUGUUUGUCACUGAUCAGGGCGGCUUCAAACGCAUCUUUGAGGAGAUUACACCUUGGCUUAUGAUGGAUGCUUACAAGAAUCAUCUUCGCCUGAAUAAGACUGUGGUGUCGGUCACCGAUAAAUCAAGUAAUGGAGUGGAAGUGAGGUGUGCAGACGGCACCGUCUACACAGGAGACCAUGCCCUUGUCACGGUUAGUCUUGGAGUCCUGCAGAACGACGUCAUUGACUUUCAGCCAGCCCUCCCAGACUGGAAGAUUGUCAAGUUCUUCCAGUUCAUCAUGGCAUCCUUUGCCAAGGUCUUCAUUAAGUUCCCAAAUCAGUUCUGGGAUGAUGAUGAGUGGAUCAUGUAUGCCAGCGAGCGUCGUGGCUACUUUCCCGCUUUCUCUAACCUGAACGCUCCUGGACUCUUCCCGGCUGGUACUAACAUCCUCGUAGGCUUCGUGACUGGAGAUGAAGCCCGCAGGAUCCAGAACCAACCCCUGGCCGAGACCAAAGCUGAAGUUGAGGCUGUGAUGCGCAAGAUGUAUCCUGAUGCCACAGUCCCCGAGGCUACAGAUAUCUACGUGACUGAUUGGGACACCAACCCGCUUCACUACGGCGCCUACUCCAACUGGCCGGUAGAGAUCUCCACCGAGGGUUUUGAGCAGAUCCAGUCCCGAGUUGGGAACAUCUUCUUUGCUGGCGAGCAUACCGAUCCGAUGUUUAAUGGGUACAUCAUUGGGGCAACUCGUAGCGGUAUACGUGAAGCUGAGAAGAUCAUGGCCUGUAUGAAUGGGGAGGAAUGCCCGGCUUACGAACCGCCUGAGUCAUACUCCUGUCCUGCCGAGACUACCGGUAAUGGCAACAUAAUAACGUUGUCUUUCAUUGGAAUCUGCCUUACUGCAACACUCCACGCUUUCAUUGCUUUGUAACCAAUUCAUUGAAAAUGAGUCAGUUCCGAUAGGUACAUUAUGAUCCAACUUAACACUCGCAUUUAUCAACAUGAUAGUGGUUCAUAAAGUUUAUUUUGGCUGAGAUUGUGCACUUUUCUUAAGGUAAGACACUUGCCAUGAAGGAAUUAGCUCAUGACAAAAUUUCAUUCUUAGGGGCGGGUCUUUCCAUUUCAAGCGAACAAAGAAACCAACCAAUUGUAAUAGUUGGAGCGUAUGUUUCUGGCACUGUUUCAAAUUUGUAUUUCACUAGUUGCAUGGCACAUCAUCAGCUUAAUUUGAGGUUGAUUUUGUCGUUUGUGAUUUUUCUCUUUUUGCUUGAGGAAAGUUUGCUGCGAGCACCAGGCACAAAGUAGGCCCUGUGCACAAUGAUUUAUUAUCUAUGAUGCUAUUUCGUAAACUUCAAGGAUCACUCCUCAAAACACAUAUGUCUGAAAAUCGUUUACAAACUAAGAAACAAACUGAUUUUUUGAAUGGACAUUUUCUAGGGCUAAUUAAAAAAAUAUGGCCCAACAGUUUGGCAAAUAUCCACAAACAAAUUACUUCACGAGUAGUUUCUGUUGGUUGAGUGUGCCUUUUUUGGAAUUUUUUUGAUGUGGGUUUAGUAUCAAAGAAAUUAUUUGCGUACACACUUUUGUAGCAUGCAAUGCACCCAUAGUUUAAUCGUAGAUGUUCUAGCAAGCCACAAUUAGAAUAAUACACAUUAACUUGCACGAUUUCGUUUGCACAAUAAUGUUCAAGGCAAGCAAGGUACAGUUAUUUUAAUCUUUUUUUUGUCGCAUCUUUAUCUUUUCAUUUUAUUUCUUUAUGGUUUUGUAUGAUUUUCGUACUGGAAUCUCCACUGGGUAAUGGGUUCUAAAUUUGGGCAACAAAUCUGAUGAGCACUGAUGUGAUCUUCGCAUUUGUAUUUGUCUUUCUGUAUUGUACGGAUAUCUCAAGACAAUUGCUCUAACUUGGAAUCGAUCGAUGGUUCCCUCCCAACACAAGAUCUAUAUAUUUUUCUGGUAUUUGGAUUUCAACUGCAAGCCAGAACCAUUUGUUUUGAAACCAACGGAGCAAAUAAAGAAUAUGUCAGUCGUCACUCUUCCUAUGCAAGUCUUUUAAA